AUGUGGAGUGAGCAGCAAGAUGUCGCGGAGCUCAGCACGGAGAGGGUUAACCCUGAAGAGGCGCUGACGCAGGAACCACCUCCCAGCCCGGCGCUGUUCGCGGAUCCACCCCGGCGGUUUCCUCCCGGACUCAGACAGCAGAACCGAAUGGAAGGCAGUGGUUCCAUGUCGGUGGCCGCCGGGAUAUGGCGCAGCUCAACGUUAGCCUGCGCCUUCUGCCUCUGUCUGCUAACGGCAGCGCAGAGCCGGGGUCAGCUAGGGUUCUCGGCUCCAGUGAAUCUCUCGAUCAAGUCACAUGACUUCCACACUGUCCUGAAAUGGGAUGUACAUAAUUCAAGUGAAGAAACUAGGUUUAAUGUCGAUUUUUUUGGAUAUGGAACUUCAGAAUGGAAGCCAGUUUGUGUCAAUGUUUCGACACAUUCCUGUGAUCUCAGCAAUGUUUUUGUCAUCUCUGAGAAUCAUCUGGGUGGUUACUAUGCCCGAGUUAAAGCGGUUACGGCAUUGCAAGAGUCGGAGUUUGCUUAUACUAGUCGCUUUACUUUUGGUCAAAAUGCUACCUUGGGAGCUCCUGUUGUAUUGCUUGCAGCUGAUGGCAGACAGUUAACAGUGCAAGUCAAAUAUCCAGCUCUUAAUUCUAUAUCAGAAAGCGUGCUUUGGAACUCUUUGUACUAUAAUGUGUACUGCAGGCACCCCAACCAGACCAAUCCGGUUUGUCUGGAACUGUCUCCAGAAAACCCACUUUAUCAAGGGGACUUUGUUGAAGGAACCGUUUGUGUAUCUGCUGAAGUAGAACUACCAUCCUUUAAUCUUAUCGGAAAGAAAUCUAAAGAAAAGUGUUUGAGAAUGCCCGAGAAUAACAUAUCAGAUUCAGCAAUUCUGACUUGGCUACUUCCAGGAGAGUGUGAGGAGUACACUUCUCAGCCUAAUGAUCUGGAUGAUGAUGAAUACGAAUAUGGAGACUAUGAAAACGAGGACUCUGGCAAUGAGAUCCAGCUCACAAUACCUUCAGUUAAGGAUCCAGAGAAUACCGUAGCAGUACAGCGCAGAAUAAGCCCUCACAGCAGGAAUCACACCUUUCAGAACACACCUACUUCAAAGGAUUCAAAGUACAUUUAUGAUCUAACUGCCAUAACUGCGAUUUCAACAACAUUGGUCAUAGUCCUCUUGCUCAUUGUCAUACCUGUCGUUAUUUACCUACAGAAAUGUAGAAAGAAGUUUGUAUUACCCAAGUCUUUGGCACACAUCAUUGUGAGUGAGCGGCCGUACAAUGUGAUGAACUCCAAACGCGAGGAGAGCAGCGUGUGUGUAGUUGUAAAGACAGAGGAGGUGACCAGCGUACCUGAUGACUCGCAUGACUUUCAGGAUCAAGAAGAAACCCUCAUCACCUCCGACACUGUGGAUCCUGGUUCAACUCUCACUGAUGGAGGGAGUGGAGGGAGCAGUGAACAUGUAAAUGCUGACUUGAAUGAUCCUUAUGCAGCGAAAAUAAAUAUAGAUAUCAUGGAUCAAAACUCUGACAGCACAGACCAUAUUGAUCAAGAAGUUGUCAGUGAUCAAGACAGCAGCCAUGACUUGUCCAAGACGCAUUGUGACAGCAUAAAACUGAGUUGCACUGCAGAUAACUGGGGCUAUGAUAAACCUCAUGUACCACUUGAUAUGUUCCAAGUAACAGUACAAAGACUGAGUUAAUACAACUGCACAGUGGAAUGGACUGGGAACUGACUCAGUGCCGAGGGUACUUUCAUGAGAGGCCACAAUCCAGCUCCCACAGUUCCAAUAUCCUAAAUGUGCCAUUCUUGAGAUGAUGCUUGGGUCACAUCAUUGCACGUUCUGGGGAUGCAUCCGGAGGAGAGAUGUAGGUUAAAAUCUGCAUGCUUGUGUGGUUUGCAAGUACUUGACUGCUCCGUUGUGUGACUGAGGGUAAACUCGUGUCUGGAGAAUAUAUGGAACAUUGAGUGCUUUCAAUUCGGGGGAGUUGAUUUUCAAAUUAAAUGGUUUGUGUAUUCGAGCACUGCUCAGGAGAACUGAGCUCAUAAUUCAGACCAGCACUUUACUACAGUUCUGAAGGAGAACUGCAGUGUCACCGAUGUCAUCCCGAAACAAAAUAGCGCAGAGUUGUGUUGGCAGGAACUGUAAACAAUUAUAUCAAAUGACAGCUCCUGCAGUAGAUUUCAUUUUCCUUUCUCUAAAAUCAAUAAUAAAAAUGUAACAUACAGAAUGCUGUCUGUUAUUACAGCCUGAGACAUUUAUACCCCGUUCAACCUAAACCUUAACUAUUGAUCAUCUAUAUAGUGGAUUACUGUUAAUUGGGACCAGUACAUUUUGGUCCAAUUAAGUGGCUGCCCCAAUUAACUGAAGUUUCAUGGAAAUAGUUAAAUGGAAUAAAAAAGACAAACUAUUUUUUACUGAGCAGCAAAUUAUAUACUUAAAUGAAAUACAGAACAAAUUCAAACACUACCAAUACUACUGCAGUAGUAUAAAACUGUCCAUCGUAGUUUUCAAUGGAAUAAUCCAUCCGGUGCAUUCUGCUGUGUUCUUUUGAUUGUAAGUGACCAAAAUCAGCCAGACAGCUAUUGGAGAUAGUGGACCACCUUCAUACAAUGCUUUCAAUGAUUGUAUCCUCCAAGUUUUUAUUUACCUUAUAAUAUUCAAGAUAACUCUGUUCUGUUCUGUGAUUGUCGAUACCUUUAAAUAUUUUGUAGUUCAUAAUUUGAAGUAGUGAAAUGGUUUCAUUUUCACUCCUAUCCGUUUCUCACGUCUCGAACCUGAAUGUUUGAAACCACAGUGACCAAAACAGUUCUGAAUUGACUUGCUGCUUAAUUCUCACCAGCUAUUGGUGAUAUAAAUAACUGCUUUUUUGGACACAAGUACACGCAUCGGAUAGUAUUUUUAAAACUCUUCGCGCUAAGCUCAGUGUACUGAGCUCACCUGACUAACACUAGUUAGAAGGUAACCGACCCCUGUCCCGAUUAAGCGGCAUGAUGUCCCAAAUAAACUAAGAGAAUCGCAGUUAUUUUCCCAAUUAGCUCUUGUUCUUGAAGAGUUGUCCAAAUUAGUGGCUGUCGCGAUUAACAGACAGUCCAAUUAACCAAAGCCUGUGUGUGUGUGUGUAUAUAUAUAUAUAAUUAAAAAAAUCGCAGGGCAUUAUUCAAAUCCGAGCAGAAGAGUUGUGCUGUGUCAUAUUUAUCCUUCAAGUAAUACAGUUAAGAACACUUUAUCUAAUCACAAUUUCAUUCAAAUCUAAGGCAGGUAAUUGCUAACUACUUUUCACUCUGAAGGUGUCUGUGCUUCAAACGCACUCCACUGGUUGUGAAAUGGUUUUUUUAAAUUUAGCAACACAGCACAAUAGAGGCCAUUCUGGUCUUUCAAGUGACUAAUUAACAUACUAGUCUACAAGUCUUUCAGAUGUGGGAGGAAACCUGUGCAGUUGCAGGGAGAACGUACGAACUCCUUACAGCGGCAGGAAUUAAACCCUGGUCACAGACACUGUAAAGUGUUACUCUGCUGUGCCACCUUCACUGUAAAAUGUACUUAAAUAUUUAAACUGCAUUCCUUACGU
Molecule: messenger RNA, 3559 nt
Organism: Mobula hypostoma (lesser devil ray)
Lineage: Eukaryota; Metazoa; Chordata; Chondrichthyes; Myliobatiformes; Myliobatidae
Product: interferon gamma receptor 1-like
Exons: 10
Coding region: 1-1689 (562 amino acids)
Biological process (GO): cytokine-mediated signaling pathway
Cellular component (GO): plasma membrane
Molecular function (GO): cytokine receptor activity; protein binding
Source: RefSeq, a predicted model, not a curated record